AUGGACAGAGCUUUGUUAGCAUUAUCCCUCAAAUAUGAUGAUGAUUCCCCUUUCACUCUCCCGGAUCUCCCCCAGUACUAUGCCACAGAAAGGAACACAUGCAGCAUCAUCGGUCGCCUUCUCAACCCAGAAUUUCAGAGGAUGUCUCAUUUGAUCCUUGAAUUACCUAGAAGAUGGCAGAAGGCGAACACGGGUAGAGGUUUUGCUUUAACUAAAGAAAGGUUUCAAUUUGUGUUCAUGCAUGAACACGAUCUCAAUGAAAUCCUUGAUAAAGAAAAAGUUGCUUUUGAUCCUGACAAACCCCAAAGACAGAGUUAUGUCCGGGUUAAAAUUCGUUUUCAUGUCUCGAAGCCUUUGAAGAAGACAAGGAUUAUAAACCUUCCUGGUGGAGAUCAAACCACGAUCUAUUAUUAUUAUGAAAGGGUUCAGAUGCGAUGUCAUCACUGUCAAAGAUUAAUACAUGCAAAGCCAAGAUGCCCUUUUCUCAUCAACUCUGAAGGAGCAAACAAACGUAUCUCACCUUGCAUGUCUCUAUCUCAGAUCCCUAAACCGAUCCAGGUCCUCUCUGAAUCUGAUCCUCUCUUUGGAGUGUUAAAAGAGAAUCAAGUUGGAAUCAACCCCAUCUCUGGCUGGCCGCGAAUUGCUCCUGAGAUUCUACAAGAAAUGCGUAAUUACUUGCUUGCCUCCAGCAAUGAAGAUCGUCAUGUUCGUGAGCAGAGGGUCAUCUCCUCAGUUAAAGAAGCUGAACAGAAUCCUACCACACAGAGGUCUAUCCUUCAGCUCAUUCCCCCUCCUGUCUUUACUAAAGAUCUUGAUAAGGGAAAAGGUUUAGUCUUUGGAUACGAUAAAGAAGACCUCGCUUUGAAGUCUCUCUUCUCAAGCUCACAACCUAAGCUUAUGGUUUCAGCAAUAGCAGCAGGGAGUUCUAUAAUAAACCCUACAACAAACGUUUUUUGUCGCCUGACUCUGCAAGCUCCUCAAGACUCUAUGUCCCUACCGUCAAGCUCUCUGCUACAACAGUCUAGCUCUCUGAUUCAACAAUCAAGCUCUCCUAUUAUCUUCUCAGCUAAAGCGCCAAUCACUAAGGUUUAUGGUAAAAGGAAGCCGGGAAGGUAUAGAAAGGUCCAGAGAACUCAUAAAAAAUCUCAGGAAGUAUCAGAGGUCUCUUGUGACUUGGCACGACCUGAAGGUAGUUCGCAGAAGAAAAGGAAGGCAGAAGGUGAUUUGGCAGGUGCAUCCAAGGCUGCUAAGAGCAAUGCAUCAUUGAUGGUCCCGCGGGAGGGACCGUCCAACGCCUAA
Molecule: messenger RNA, 1299 nt
Organism: Brassica oleracea var. oleracea
Lineage: Eukaryota; Viridiplantae; Streptophyta; Magnoliopsida; Brassicales; Brassicaceae
Exons: 2
Coding region: 1-1299 (432 amino acids)
Source: RefSeq, a predicted model, not a curated record